AUGGAUGAAAGUUUGAGAACAGCUGCUCGUACAGGAAAUGUUAGUGAUUUGUAUUCAUUAAUUCAAAGAAAUGGAAAUGUUUUGAGGAGUUUUGAUGAAGUGGAGUUUAUGGAAACUCCAUUACACGUAGCUGCAGAAGAAGGAUGCAUUGGGUUCGCAAUGGAGAUGAUGAACUUAAAGCCAUCAUUUGCCAGGAAGCUAAACCAACAAGGUUUGAGCCCAAUUCACAUUGCGGUUAAAAAAGGGCAUAAAGAGAUGGUGCUACGCUUCCUAGAGAUUGAUAAAGAUCUUGUUCGUGUCAAAGGGAAGAAGGGUAAGACUCCCUUGCACUUGAUAAGUAAAGUUGGAAACCCUGAUGGCUUGGUCGAUAGGUUUUUGAAGGUUUGUCCCCAAAGUAUAAAAAACGUUACAACUAGGAAUCGUACUGCUUUGCAUAUUGCAGCGGAAAAGAAUAGAUUGGACGCUUUCCAGGUUCUAAUCCGAACACUUAAAAAGAAAGACUACUGUCAAGAAGUAGUGAACAGGAAAGACGAAGAUGGCAACACCGCACUGCACAUAUCUGCUAUCAAUAAUCAACCCCAGCUGCUCAAACUACUACUAGAAUGCAAAGCUGAUAAGCAUGAGACCAAUGAGGCUGGUUUUACGGCACUGAAGGCACUGAAGGUAGCGGAUCAACAGAACAAUAUAGAAAGCAUUAGCAUUCUGCGUGAUUGUUGUCCAGGAGUUUCCAACUUCAAAUAUAAGUUGAAGAAACAAAUUGGCAAGUAUGUGGCAAAGGCAUCAUUGUUAAUCUUUGACGAUGUAGACAAUAUAUCAAGCGAGGACCGCAGUAUCUUACUAAUAAUUUUAGGAGUACUGCUUCUAAAGGCAUCCUUCCAAGUGAAUCUUAGCCCGCCUGGUGGUGUUUUGCAAGGAGAAAAUUUCUCAAAGUCCAAAGGAUCAUAUGAUGCAAAUGCGCCGGGGAAAUCAGUCUUGGGUGAAGUUUACUUUCUUCGUUUCUUUGUUCCAACUUAUGUUGUGUUUAUGACGGCAUGGUAUGGAGGUGUCAGGGAAGUGGAGGAGAAGCAUGCGGUGGCAGACGGUAUGGGAGUGACCAAGGAUGGUGCUAGUGUCAGAGGAAAGUGGGGCGUGGUAGCCAAGGGCAGAGGGGCGUGCGGCGUAAGUAGGGGGCAAGUGGGGGGUUUGGUUGAUUAA
Messenger RNA from Gossypium arboreum, 1194 nucleotides. Its product is annotated as ankyrin repeat-containing protein BDA1-like. The coding region runs from base 1 to 1194 and encodes 397 amino acids. The record is from RefSeq and is a predicted model, not a curated record. Gene Ontology annotation, molecular function: protein binding. The transcript has 3 exons. NCBI's taxonomy places the organism in Eukaryota, Viridiplantae, Streptophyta, Magnoliopsida, Malvales, Malvaceae.